Alnus glutinosa is the source of this 2007-nucleotide messenger RNA. RefSeq lists its product as uncharacterized. The transcript is spliced from 3 exons. Gene Ontology annotation, molecular function: catalytic activity. The record is from RefSeq and is a predicted model, not a curated record. The coding region runs from base 958 to 2007 and encodes 349 amino acids. NCBI's taxonomy places the organism in Eukaryota, Viridiplantae, Streptophyta, Magnoliopsida, Fagales, Betulaceae.
CCCCAUACUAACACAUCUGAUGAAACGUGUAGCCUUGCAACGGAUCUCUAGGAUUUGAAUAAGCUACUCGGACGAACAUUCUCGAAUGCCUAUCGAAUGAUCCUUCCUCUAUCCUUCGCCAUACGAGGCUGGUGACAGUUGAGCGUGCCUCUUCUUUUUGGGUUAAAGCUCGACCUUGACGCUAAUGACAAGUUCAGAUGACAACAGUAAGACGAAGUCUUUUCCUUGUAAGGGUGUAGACCUCACUGAGAGCGAUAGUUCUUGAUGAACCGGCCAAACCCUAGUUGCAUAGUAUGUUUUGUUUUAUUGGAGUUCAUGACCUUGUAAAGGAUCAUUUAUAGAAUGGUAUAAAAAUAGGAAGUUUAUCAAUUUUCAAGUUGUAAAUGCACGCUUUCAUUUAAAAUGUUUGUUUCUAGCACUCAAACUCACGUUUCCCUUAUUUACCAAAAUGGGGGCGUGACACGAUUGCUUCUGCCAAAGUUCAUAGGGAAUCAGUUGAUGUGCUGACUGUGUGGGCUGGUUCUAGUCCUGCAGACUCUUUGGUUCCUUCGGGUCUUCCUUCGUCUGAUUCUUUGUUGUCCCAUUUUCCCUCUUCUAGUUCAGGAGUAGGAAUGGGAUGGAACUUGCUUUAAUGCCAGAGGAUGAGCCUGUUCCUUUGUCUUUUAUUGACAAGGUCAGGGGUUAUUCUGGUAAGAAGUCUCCGGGGGGUUUCUUGAAGGCGGUUCUUGCUUAUAGCCACUGGGUGGGAAUUACUUGCGAUGGCUAUGAAGGUCAGCUGUCGGCUGUGUUUGAGGCUAUCAUCGACAGUAAUGUUAAGAAGGCAGCGGGUCCUAGCUCGAGUUUGAGUAUUAAAGGUACGAGGGAAUUAAACAGAUUAUCUUGUUCUGUUAAUUAUGAUGCACAUUGUGGCAGCACCUCUCGUGGUAGGUGCAAAGGCAGGGCUGUUGGUGGUUUUUUAUGAAGCCCAAAAUCAUUUCUUGGAAUGUUAGAGGGUUAAACGAGGGUGACAAGCGGUUGAAAGUAAGAAAUUUAUUAAGGCAAUGGAAGACUGAUAUUGUUUGCUUGCAAGAAACUAAACUGGUUUUUGUUUCUAACAGUUUAGUGAGAAGUCUAUGGGGUUGUCACUUUGUUGAUUGGUGCCACUUAGCUUCUCGCGGGGCCUCUGGUGGUAUAUUAAUUAUGUGGGAUAGAAGGAUUGUAGAGAAGAUUGAUGUGUAUGUGGGCGAGUUCGUUGUUGCCUGUUCUUUCAGAAGCGUUGCUGAUAACUUCUCUUGGGCUUUUGCUGGGGUCUACGGUCCUAACCUUGACUCUCUUAGAAGCUCUCUCUGGGAUGAGUUGGCUGGUCUUCAUUCUUGGUGGGAAUUGCCUUGGUGCAUUGGGGGUGAUUUCAAUGUCACAUGCUUUCCUGCUGAAAGAUCUAGAGACGUUCGUCUUAAUGCGGCUAUGACAGAGUUUUCGGAUUUUAUUUUUGAGCAGGAUCUUAUGGACCUUCCUCUUGCAGGAGGGCCUUUUACGUGGUCUAAUAAUCAGGAGAUUCCCUCUUGGUCUCGCCUUGAUAGAUUUCUUGUUUCUCCAGAAUGGGAAGUUAAGUUUCCAGGUUCCCUUCAGAAAAGGCUUCCAAGACUGUGUUCUGAUCAUUUUCCUAUUCUUCUUGAUUGUGGAGGAGUUCAUUGGGGUCCCAGACCGUUCAAGUUCGAAAAUAUGUGGUUAAAGGCUGAAGGGUUUGUGGAUAAGGUGCGUCUUUGGUGGGAGUUUUAUCGUUUUCAAGGCUCGCCCAGUUUCAUCUUCUCUCAAAAGCUUAAGGCUUUGAAGAAUGAUAUUAAAAGAUGGAAUGAACAGGAGUUUGGCAAUGUGGAAUUACGCAAAAAAUUGCAUAUGGAAGAAUUGUGUGCUCUUGAUAAUUUAGAGGAACAACAUGGUUUAACUUCCGAAGAAAAGGCGAGGAAAUGUGGGGUCAUCAGAGAUUUGGAGAGUUCUAUUUUACAGGAGGAGAUUAGCUGGAGAUAG